AUGGGGCAGAAGUUUUGCAGACAAUCAUUAGGAACUAUAUUCGGAAGAAGAGAAGAAGGACAUCACAUCGUCUGUGAAGCAUGUUGUAAUAAUACAAGGUAUUGCAAUGGAGAACUUCGAUGUGAAACAGUUAUAAAACAAAACAACACCCAUCUGCCCAGGGAAUGUUCAGAAAUAAAUUCGCCAGAUUUGAAAAGUGGAGUUUACAAUAUUUACCCAUUCAAUUCGCAUAUAGCUGUCCCAGUAUUCUGUGAUAUGACUACUGAAAAUAAAAGUUGGACGGUAAUACAAAGAAGGUACAAUGGUUCUGUUGACUUCUAUAGAAAUUGGAUGACUUAUAAAGAAGGUUUUGGUAAUGUGGAUGGCGAGUAUUGGUUGGGAAAUGAUAUAGUUCAUCGUAUUACAUCAAGUGGUAACCAUGAGCUUAGAAUCGAUUUAUCAGACUUCGAGGGCAAUGAUCGAUAUGCAAAGUAUUCGAGUUUUCUCGUUGGUGAUGAGUGGAGUCAAUACCAGUUACAUGUAUCAAAUUAUUCAGGGGAUGCAGGAAAUUUUCUCAUGCACCCAGCAUACAACCAUAAUGGAAUGCCAUUUUCUACUUUUGACCACGAUGCAGAUGACUCCCCCCUUAAUUGUGCAGCGCAAUACAAAGGAGGUUGGUGGUAUUCCCACUGUCUGAUCGCUAAUUUGAAUGGAAGAUAUCUAUCGGGUCAUCAUGAUUCUUUUGCUGAUGGCAUUGACGUCAUUAUAUGGCACGGAACUCAUUAUUCACUGAAGACAGUUACUAUAAUGAUCACCAAAAUUAAUCUGUAGAAACUAAAUUAAAAUUGAAUACGUUGUUUUACGUCAUGACUUAUUCUGAUGGACACUAUCCCAAAAACAUGUGUCAUGCACUCAGAAAGCAAUCUAUCAUAAGUCGUACGAGUCGACUGUCUGUUAGACAGCUGAUAAUUGAUCCUCAGUUCCCGAGAUUACC
This is a messenger RNA of Mytilus californianus (California mussel), 973 nucleotides long. Its product is annotated as microfibril-associated glycoprotein 4-like. Bases 1 to 810 code for a protein of 269 amino acids. NCBI's taxonomy places the organism in Eukaryota, Metazoa, Mollusca, Bivalvia, Mytilida, Mytilidae. The record is from RefSeq and is a predicted model, not a curated record. The transcript has 6 exons.